UAACAUCAGGCAAUGCGUAUGGGACUCUCAGAAAGUGAUCAGACUAAGGAGCUAUGGCAGGGUGCUGCAAGGAAUACGCAGGUGGCUGGAAAUAUCCCACGUUUCUUCUCUGCCUCUAUGGACUUUGUGCUAAUUUGAGAGCUGUGGAACCAUUCAUUGCUGCAUAUCUUAUAGGACCGCACCACAAUCUAACAGCUGAACAGGUGACAACUUCUGUGUUUCCAGUAUGGACCUACAGCUACCUGGCAGCACUGAUUCCUGUGUUCCUGCUAACAGAUUACCUGCGUUACAAACCAGUCAUAAUCAUGCAAGGACUCGGAAUGAGCAUCUCAUUGCUUUUAUUACUGCUUACCCAUGGUGUUCCUGCUAUGCAAGUGAUGGAGUUUUUCUAUGCCAUAUUUACUGCCUGUGAUCCAGCUUACUAUGCCUACAUCUACAGUGUGGUUGACACAGCACAUUAUCAGAGGGUGACUGGUUACUGCCGGAGCAUAACACUGGUUGGUGUUACACUUGGUGCCAUAAUUGGACAAAUGCUAGUGUCCUUGGCUGGGGUGUCAUACGUCUAUCUCAACGUUAUUUCACUGACGUCAACCUCAGUGGCUUUUUUGUUCUCUUUGUUCCUUCCUAUGCCCAGUAGCAGUAUGUUUGUUCACAGGAAGAUGGCCGGAGACACUACAAAUAUAUUAUCCCAAGAGCUAGAAUCUCCCCAUUCAGAGCAAACACAAAGUGCCACUGGCACAGAAACUGAGAACAAGAGUACGGGCAGUAAUAAAUUCCUCCAGGUACUUUGGCGCCUGGGUAAAGAAAUGAAAGAGUGUUACUCCUCUAUGAAGAUCUUGUACUGGUCCUUGUGGUGGGCCUUUGCCACAGCCGGAUAUACCCAAGUAAUAAAUUAUGUGCAGAUUCUAUGGGAACACGUGGCACCUUCUGAGAAAUUUUCUAUAUACAAUGGGAGAGCUGCACAUGAAUUCCAGCACCUACACAGUGAAGCUUGGGCCUGUACUAGGUGUGAGGAGUUUGGGAUGUGUCUCAUACAUCAUACAAGUGUUCAGAAAGAAGGUGUCAUAGUGUUAGAAGUUUACAAUAAACUCAGACACCAGUUUUUCAUAUAGGACUGAUUUAUUGCCAAUAUUAACCAAAUACUUAAUAAAAACGUUACUGAGGGUUUUAUAUA
Messenger RNA from Xenopus tropicalis (tropical clawed frog), 1174 nucleotides. It is a transcript of the gene slc19a3.3, whose product is annotated as solute carrier family 19, member 3 gene 3. Gene Ontology annotation, biological process: vitamin transmembrane transport; vitamin transport; thiamine transmembrane transport. Gene Ontology annotation, molecular function: vitamin transmembrane transporter activity. The record is from RefSeq and is marked provisional. Gene Ontology annotation, cellular component: membrane; plasma membrane. Lineage: Eukaryota; Metazoa; Chordata; Amphibia; Anura; Pipidae.